AUGUGGAUCAACGGGCUGGGGCUCUUUGCUCUCGCAUCGGUAGCACUACCAGCCGUCGACGCCUUCAAAGACACAUCGCCUUUCUUCCUCUUCUCUACACAUGAAACUCCCUUUGUCUCACGCCAGCUCGAAUCCGCACACACGCUCUCCUCCUCCCUUUCAUCUUCCCUCAAAUCUUGUUCUGCAGCCGCCUACAUCCUUAUCUCCCAGCCGGGCGUGCACGCGCGCGAUUACAGCACGGGCGAUGCCGCGCCGCAACUGCGGCGUCGGGUGCUGAAGCUGGAUGGGGAGGUGAAGGGGAGUUUGGCGGUUAGUGAAGUUGUGGGGAGGGUGGAUGUGGAUGAGUUACAAGGGAUUUUGGAAGAGGGGUGUGGGGUGGAGGCUGAUAGGAUUGAUGGGUCGGGAGAAGCUGGUAUCGCACCGCAGGCAUACACGAAGACGCCACUGGUUGUCAGGGUUGAUUUUGCUGGCGUAGCCACGGACUUGAAUAGGUCGGAGCAACUUGUUAAGAAUGAUAAAUUUCUUAAUGCCCUCCUCGACCGUCUUCCGUCCCGCGAUUACACUGUGCUCUAUACUACGACCCCCAGAGAGGCUACUCCGGCAGGUAUCCAAAUAGAGGAGGAACCAGCUUUAUAUGAAAUGAUGGACGAAGAUAUCUUUCAGAACCCGCUACAGAUGAACAUGAAACGGGACAACAUGGCACAUUCGCUUUUGCGCCGUGAUGGGAAUGGCGAGGCCGAAGGCGAUAGCAAGGAUGACAUCGACGAGCAAUUGAGGAAUCUGCCUUUGUUCGAGAAGUAUCAGUUUCUUAGUCCAGCCAUGUUAAGCUUGAAGGUGUCCUAUGUUGCAUUUGAGAAAGAUAAUGGUCCUGCGGCGGUGAAGAAGCAGCAAUAA
This is a messenger RNA of Histoplasma capsulatum G186AR, 894 nucleotides long. RefSeq lists its product as uncharacterized. The record is from RefSeq and is a predicted model, not a curated record. Gene Ontology annotation, biological process: fungal-type cell wall biogenesis; (1->6)-beta-D-glucan biosynthetic process. The transcript is spliced from 5 exons. Gene Ontology annotation, cellular component: endoplasmic reticulum membrane. The coding region runs from base 1 to 894 and encodes 297 amino acids. NCBI's taxonomy places the organism in Eukaryota, Fungi, Ascomycota, Eurotiomycetes, Onygenales, Ajellomycetaceae.